AUGGACCUAUUUCCUUCAAGGAAUCUUUUUUCAAACCCCAGUUCGCCUUAAACGUUUGAACCAAACCCAUGUAAGAAGUUAUUUGUGAAUCCUCCAUUUACCCCUGAGUUUGGAAAUUAGAUUAAACAACCAAUUAAACUAUAAGUAACAGAUGGGAUUGGGAUUAACUAAAAAAAUUAAUUAGCAAUGAAAAUUUAAUAAUAGAAAUCAAUAGCAUUUUAAUACAAUUAGAUGGGUUCGCCAAGCACUCCUAAACGUAGGGAGAAAAAAUUAGAACAAUCGACUGGAGAGAAGAGUAAACAAAACCAACUAAAUAGGAUGAAUAAUAAGAAGAAGGUAAUUCGAAAUUUGAAUAAACAAUUUGAGGGAGAAACGGGGGUUCCAAAAAGCAGAUACCACGAGGAAUACAUUUAAGUUGAUGUAUUGGGAAGUGGUUAUUUUGGAUAAGUCUAUAAAUGUAAAAAUAGAUUUACAAAUUAAAUUUGUGCAAUUAAAUGCACAAAAAUCAAAUAAAACAAAUUAAAUAUAGAUUUGGCCAAUGAAUCUCAAGCUUUGGCUUAUUUAAAUGCUAAAGGAGCUUGUAAGAAUCUCGUUAGAUACUUUACUUCAUGGCAAGAGGGAAACAUGCUCUACUUAUUAAUGGAGUAUUGCGAUUACAGUGUGAGUUCCAGAUAGGACUAUGAGGAAUUCGAGAUUAAAAAGAUACUUAAAGACAUAACCAAUGGAUUGAUUUUCUUGCAUGAGCAACAAAUAUCACAUCUUGAUAUCAAACCAGAGAAUAUUCUGUAUAGUAGGAAGGAUGGUCAAUAUAAGUUGGCAGAUUUGGGUUUGUCAAAGAAAAUACAACAACGUUAGGAAGACGUGAGUGUUGGUGAUUUUAGAUACAUCGCAAAGGAAUUGUUGAAUCAGACUGACAAGUUGGAUCUCUGCAAAACUGAUAUAUUCUCUUUGGGUGCCACUCUAUAUUAAUUAAUGACGAGAAAGCAAUUACCUUCAAAUGGAGAGGAAUGGCGUCGUAUCAGAGAGGGCAUCCAAAUAACAGAUUUCCCUGAAAAUAUGUAUUCUCUUAGGUUGAGGAAGUUAAUUUGUAGAAUGAUGGAUCCUGAUCCGUUCUCGAGAGUUAGUGCUAAGGAAAUCUUGGAAGAUGAAUAUAUAUAUGUCAAGAAAGAGAAUUAUAUCAAAUGGGAAAAAAUACGUGGUUUGAUGCUUAGAAGACAGUUGGAUGAAUGUUUAAUUAAGCAAAGAUAACACAGUAUUUGA
Messenger RNA from Paramecium tetraurelia, 1260 nucleotides. RefSeq lists its product as uncharacterized. Gene Ontology annotation, biological process: protein phosphorylation. Gene Ontology annotation, molecular function: protein kinase activity; ATP binding. Lineage: Eukaryota; Ciliophora; Oligohymenophorea; Peniculida; Parameciidae. The record is from RefSeq and is a predicted model, not a curated record. The transcript has a single exon.